Oncorhynchus mykiss (rainbow trout) is the source of this 3973-nucleotide messenger RNA. RefSeq lists its product as uncharacterized. Gene Ontology annotation, molecular function: protein binding. Lineage: Eukaryota; Metazoa; Chordata; Actinopteri; Salmoniformes; Salmonidae. The record is from RefSeq and is a predicted model, not a curated record.
CCCUACCAUUAUCACAAUGUAUAGAUGUUUUUUUUGUUGUUGUUAUAUACGAGCUAAACAUAUCGUUUAGUAGCUUGUUGUUUUAUUUUUAUUUUUUUCCCAUCCCUCCGCUCUGAAGCAAUGGGAGUGGCUAGAAUAACCUUCGGGUGAGCUAGUGGAGAGAGCCGGAGAGCGAGAGAGGGACGGAGAAGACUAGUUGAUUGCUAACAUGGCGGAGACCGUACUCUCGCUCUUCGACUACCGGGAGCCACCGACACUGGACAGCGACGGAGAGGGAACCAAACCGGUGCCGACGCCUCGGGGACGCGGUUGUGGGAGGAAAAGGAAGGGAACGCCGGUGAAAGUGUGCGACCGAGUCUUUGUCACAGAGGAUGAGGAGGACAGCUCCGAACACAGCUACUGUCCAGGUGAUGGUAAGGAGGCUGCAGAGAACAAACGACCAACACUGGAUGGACCAUGUUACAUCAAUGACCCUGCUCAGAUCUGUGGGUCUUUAGAGCUGGGUGAGGAGGGAUCCAGCGGGGGCAGGGGGGCGGCGGUGAUAUACCCCCCUCCUCCAAACUGCCGCAUCCGCGAGGUACACUGUGGGAGCCAGGUGCGUCUGGUCGUCAUAGCGAUCCGAGACAUCACCAAAGGAGAGGAGAUCACCGUUGACUACAGCCUGACCGAGUGGGGAGACAACACUAUGGGUUUCCGUGGUACCGUGUCUCCAGGGAGAUAUGAGUGUCUCUCCGACCCCGAGAACAACAGUAUCAAAAAGGAGGAAGAGUCCGUGCCCCCCUCUCUCUCAGCCCAGGACUACCUCACCCCUUCCUGGCCCCUUUCCCCCUCUUCCUCCCCCCUCUCCCACUCCAAUGCCAGCGACUCGGAUCCCCAGAAUGAGGGGGGCGAGGACGGGAGUCAGAGACACACACCUCGCCGCCGCAAACGCCGCCGGACCACCACCCCCUCCAAAAAGAGGACCACCCCUCACCGGACGUCCCCAGGCCGCCCUCCCCUCUCCACUUCAUACCGCCCCCUCACCUUCUCCCCCCCUCCUCCCUCCUCCUCCUCCUCCACCUCUUCUCGCCCUUCUCUGUUCAAAUCCCCUGCUCCAUUGGGGCCCAACACGACGGCGAACAUCAGUAUUAACAUCGCCAGGGGGGUUGGCAUGGGCGUGCCCCCCCAGAAGUUGAGCUGCGCUUACUGCGGGCGCCACUUCCGCUCACUGGGGCGCCACCUGGACAAGCACCACCCCAACCAGCCCGAGAUCCGUGCCGCGCUUAUCGAGCGAUUUAUGCCCCACCUGGCGGCCGCACACGCCGCACACCACGCUCAGUCCGAGCAGCAACCUCGGUCAUCAUCGGCGGCGUCAGGAGCGGAGCAAAAUUCCCACAAGCCACCACAGGGGGGCGCCGCAGCCGCCGCGCUCUCCCUGUCUCCUCAACGUCCCUCCGCCACCACCGCCCAGUCCCCUUUCUCUGCCGUCGGGAGAAACUCCUCCCCCCUGGUGUUGACUCCGCCCCGAGGACGCAGUGCCGUGGCCGUGUCCGUUCUGAAGAGAAGCCCGCCUCCAGUGGCUGUGACCCCGCCCAGAAAGGCGGGACUGCGCAAAGUGAAGAAGGAAAAAGAGGAGGAGGAAGAGGAGAACGACCUGGUGGAAGUGGCGGUGGCGAGGCCCAAAGAAGAGGCAGAGGCGGCUUGUCCCCACGUCUUUCAGCAGACGCCCAAAGAGGUGGAGCGGCUGCCUAAAGAGGAUGAAAAUGAAGAAGAGGAGGAGGAGAGCGGAAUGAUGGAAGAUGACAGUGGAGCCGAGGAGAAGGAGAAGGAGUUGUUGAGUUCGGGCCGUCUCCACAUGCUGCCCCUCCUCUCCUCCCUGUCUUCCCUGGUUCUCUACCUCCGCAGGCUCCAGCACUCUGCCUUCCUCUCCCUGUCCCGCCAGCUCCAAUCCGCCGAGGCCUGGCGCCUCCUGUGCCACUCCUCCCUCGCCCUGCUCAUCCUCUACAACCGUCGCCGCGAAUGCGAGGUCUCCAAACUGGUCAUAGCCGAAUACCGUGCCCGUGUCACCCCCCAGUGCCCCGUGCCUGUGCCCCCCGGCGCCCCGCCCGCCCUCACACCCCUGGAGGCAUCGCUUUCGCCCUUUGAGCGUCUCGUGCUUCCGCAUUUGCCUCGAGUAGGUGUCCAGGGCAAACGAGGAAGAGUCCAGCCUCUUAUCCUGCCACCGCACUGCGAGCCGUGUCUGGAACUCCUCCUCCAGACCAGGCAAGAUGUCGGCGUCGAUCCCCAGAACCCGUACGUCUUCGCCCGGCCGUACCACUCUCCAGCCACCCCCCUCCGGGGCACCGACCUCCUCCGGAGUCUGGCCCGCUCCAGCGGCACCCGGAACCCCCGCGCCCUCACCCAGACGCGCGUCCGGCGCCAGGUCGCCAUCUUGACGCAGCUGCUAUUGCUCGGCGAGGGGGAGGAGCCAGGACAGCCGGGCGGGAACGCCAUAGAGCGCCUGGAACACUUCCUGGAGCGCGAGUACCACGUGACGCAGAGCUGCGGCGGGAUUGGCCAGGACCCGGGGCUGAUGGGUAGAGUGGGGCGUGUGGUGCUGUGCGGGGAGAGAGACGGCGUGCUGUUCCGGGGGAUGAGCCUCCACCACAUCUGUCUGGAGCUUGACGUGAUGUCAGGCAACUCGGCCGACUCGUACUCGGACGGCGACUCUGACGGCGAAGGGGGGAAGGAGAAGGGCGAGGUGGCCCCUCCCAGCCUGCUGAUGGUGAGGAAGAGCAGGACCAACGGCAGGACGCCGCGUGCCAGGAAACUCAAGGUCACGCCCUCCUCCGCAUUGCCCCUCUCCCCCUCACUCCCCGGCCGCAGGAGAGGCUCAGGUGGGCCCAAAUCAGGCAAACGCGGCGUCCUCAAGCGCCCGUGGUCAGACGCGGAGCGCGCCGCCGUGGAGGAGCACCUGACCUCUAACAUCGCCGAGCUGCGCGUGCCCGCCAAGGCCGACUGCGAGCGCUGCCUUCAGAGCUGCCCUCUGCUGGUCACCAACCGGCGAGACUGGCGGGCCAUCAAAUUCUACUGUCACAACCGCAUCCAGCUGCUCAAGAAGAACCAGCGGCGAGAGGACGACGGGACGCCAAUCAUGGUGUGCUGAGAGGACGGACGGACGGACAGACUGAUGGACGGACACGACAACAGCUCCACAGUAUCCACACUUGCGUACUACAUAGAAUGAAGGAAGCCAAAACAGAGGAGUGGUCAACUCCGUAACGUCACAACAGUGCUGAUGGGCAACUCUGUAGUGCAACAGAGUUGACGCUUAAGGAAGCAAUGUAGUGGCCGUGUGUUGGAAGUGGUACGCUAAUGUGGGUAUCGGAACGUAGCCUACAUCUCAUUAAGCAGGUUUCCAUCCGUUUAAUGGCAGAAAAGUCCAUGUCGGGUCAAAAAUGUCACGACAGGCCUGAUGGAAACAGAAAAUGUUUCGAUAAACCUUCCAAAUGUCAACAAAAACAAAAUACGUUAGACACGGUGGGAUCUUUUUGUGUGUGUAAAGUGAAGUACACGAGAAAUGUCGGUGGAAAUGCUUUUAUGUGCAAAUAUUGAUAUAAAAACCAUCAUAUCGAUGGUUGCAAGGUGAUGAGCUUGAUGCUACUUUACGAUUCUGGUGAAAUGAUCGAUGCUUGGCUGCCAUUUGACAAAUUUAAAAUAAUCCCGCUCUUUUGGCCAUAAUAUUCUCAUCAUGUAGGCUAUACCUGCGCGAUUUUCCAAUAACAGACUGGGCAGACUCAUCACAAUAUAACAACACUUUUUGUGAGAAACCCAUCCGCAGAGUUGAAAAUUUGAUGGAAACCCAUUUAACUUUGUAUUUUAUUCGGUACACGGGAAUUUAACAGCUAAAGGUAUUUUUAUGUGCACUACGUCAUCACGCACAGUCGGUUUGAUGGAAACAUUUCUGGUGGGAAAAUGCACAUAUUGUUUUGAUGCAGAUUUUUGAAUAUUUGUC